AUGUGGAACUCGGACAAAUGCUGCGUCCCAAUCCAUCUCAUAGACCAUCCCCCUUUCGAGGCUAUCGGGAAAGGGAUCGUUGUUGACGUUGGCGGGUCGCACGGUCAAAUCGCCGUCCCAAUCGCCCAGCAGCUGGCGUCCCGCGUGAACAUCGUGGCGCAUGAUUCCUGCACCGAGCAACCGGCCCGCGCCGCAGACGUGUACCACUUCCGCCGGAUCUUCCACGACCGGUCGGGCGAAUACGCCGUUGCGGGUUCUGGGGGCCCUGACCCCGGUACUCGAAGCCUGGAGCAUGCAUCGUCAUCGGCGGAUACCGCUUGCCCGCGCCGGAUCGGCCGACCUGACUACGCUCGAGGUUCGGAACUUGGAGGAGCGUGGGGCCGAGGGGUGGGAUCGGUUGGUCGCGAAGGCGGAGAAGUCGAUUGCGUGUCUGUCUCAUUUGAGGGGUUUGAAUAUUUACAGGAGGAUACAUGGGAUCCUUGA
Molecule: messenger RNA, 483 nt
Organism: Letharia columbiana
Lineage: Eukaryota; Fungi; Ascomycota; Lecanoromycetes; Lecanorales; Parmeliaceae
Exons: 3
Coding region: 1-483 (160 amino acids)
Molecular function (GO): methyltransferase activity
Source: RefSeq, a predicted model, not a curated record